AUGUCAGACGAGGCAUUGAAGAAACAGGUUGAGGAGCUACAGGCGCUAGUUAAACGGCAGAGCGUCCUAAUCACCAAGACAGGACAGUCGGUGCUGGAGCUACAGGUCAGCAAGCAAAAGCAUGACAUGGCAAACUUAGACGAAAAGUUCCUUCCUAAAGGGGGCGCCGGCAAGUUUGAUACAACGGAUUUCGCCACGAAUGAGGACUUAGUGCAGCUAGUGGGGGAGCUUCAGGGCCAGCUUGACACGAUGGAAGAGCGGUCGGUGCGGCGCUUAGUGAAUUCGACGAAGUCGGAGGAGAAGGACUUCUUGGCUCCAUUGCCGAACGCGGACGGUGAGAUUCCGGACGUGAAGGACGGCGUAUUCCCUCUCACGUUGGGCGACUUCGAAAGUCUAGACAAUGUGAAGCUGUAUAAGCUUGCGAAAUUUUAUGAGUUGUUGCCACCGACACUGAGAGAACAAGAGAAGUUUGAGGAGUUUUUGGAGGGCAAAGUUGAGAACUUCCACAUCUCGGAAACACCCGAUGCUGAUAUCGAGGCGGAAGUUAAGCGGCUCACGGAGGAGCAAUUGAACGAUAUUUUCAAUGAUAUCGCAAGAUAUCUAGGUCUCAGGUCCAGAAGAGGGACCUCUGUGUGGUAG
Messenger RNA from Eremothecium gossypii ATCC 10895, 639 nucleotides. RefSeq names its product Mrp8p (gene MRP8). The transcript has a single exon. The record is from RefSeq and is marked provisional. NCBI's taxonomy places the organism in Eukaryota, Fungi, Ascomycota, Saccharomycetes, Saccharomycetales, Saccharomycetaceae. The coding region runs from base 1 to 639 and encodes 212 amino acids.